This is a messenger RNA of Knipowitschia caucasica, 912 nucleotides long. Lineage: Eukaryota; Metazoa; Chordata; Actinopteri; Gobiiformes; Gobiidae. The record is from the annotation of a GenBank genome assembly.
AUGGCUAAAGGUGCCGGCUCCAGAGUUCACAGCAUUGAUGUCAUUUUAGGAUUCGCUAAGGACCAGGACCCUUUGCUCAAUGUUGUAGGGGAAGAUGGCAGUCAAAAAGCCAGUGUUGAAAACCGACAGGAAGAGCAUAACAACCUGGACAAGCAGCACGCACAAUAUGGAAGCCUCACGGAACUGGGCUCCAACCCUCAGCACCCGUCCUACCAUGACACCGGCAUCUUCCAUCGGGACAAAUGCAACGCAGAAAUGACCAGUCUACAUACUGAGGGGGACACAGAGGAAGACUCUCCGGACCCGUGCAAAGAGGAACAUCCUUCAAAGAAGAAGCACAGAAGAAACCGCACCACGUUCACCACAUAUCAACUGCACGAACUGGAGCGAGCCUUCGAGAAGUCGCACUACCCCGACGUCUACAGCCGCGAGGAGCUGGCCAUGAAGGUCAACCUGCCAGAAGUCCGGGUUCAGGUUUGGUUCCAAAAUCGAAGAGCCAAAUGGAGGCGCCAAGAGAAGAUGGACACCAGCUCGAUGAAGCUUCAUGACUCCUCCAUGCAUUCAUUCAACCGGCCGCCGAUGCCUCCCACAGUGGCCCAAGUGACCAGCCCUCUGCCUCUGGACCCCUGGCUCACCUCUCCCAUCUCCAGUGCCACACCCAUGCACAGCAUCCCAGGCUUCAUGGGCUCUCAUCAGAGCCUGCAGCCAGCGUACCCCAGCCACAACUUUCUGAACACUGCUCCUGCCAUGGUCCAAAGCAUGCAGGCCCUGGGCCCACCUCCAUACCAGUGCCCCCCAAACUUCAAUGACAAAUACCCAAUGGAAGACGACAGAAGCACCAGCAUCGCAGCACUGCGAAUGAAGGCCAAAGAACAUAUCCAGUCCAUGGACAAGACCUGGCAACAUAUGUGA